CGCAGGGCGAGACCAGAUCUUUACACUGGGGAAUAUUCUUUAACACAUCUUUACAGAGUAAAUUGAAGAUCUGAGCAGCGCAGAGGAAGAUGUCGUGCCUCAAGUGUCUGAAGUACAUCAUGUGUGUGGUGAACUUCAUCUUUUUUAUCUGUGGAGCUGCGAUCUUUGGAAUGGGGAUCUAUUUAAUGACGUUCUCUAGGCUUUCUUUACUGCCCAGUCUUCAGGCUAUGAGCAUCGCCAACACACUCUUCAUCACUGGCAUCAUCAUCACCUGCGUCUCCUUCCUCGGUUUUCUUGGAGCCCUUAAAGAAAAUCGCUGCCUGCUAAUAUCUUUCUUCAUCCUUCUGUUCAUUCUUAUGCUGGCUGAGUUGGCUGCUGCAUGUUUGAUGCUUAUGUAUGAGUCAAAGAUUGAGAACUUUAUUAAAGAUGACCUUGUAGACGGGUUAAACCAAUCCAUAAAAAACAGAAAACAACACAACACAACUGACGACUGGGACAAGGUCCAAGAGACUUUUGGUUGCUGUGGCAUUCAAAAUGCUACAGACUGGCAAGGUUUUGUACCACAAUCAUGCAAUAUCUCUGGAACAUCCAACUGGCAUAAGGGCUGUUUCAAAUUGCUGGAGAACUCGUUUGAAUCAAAUCUCUUGAGCACGGGGAUUGGCGUCAUUGUUGUCUGCAUUAUUGAGGUCUUGGGUAUGUGCUUCUCCAUGACCCUGUUCUGCCACAUAAAUCGAUCUGGGUUAGGAUACAAAUAAUAUCCACUUCUGUAGGAUUUCUUCUAUAUCUGGUGUUCUUAUUAACAAGUGUCCUUUAAAUGGCUUAAUACAACAGGCUGGUUCUUUUGUUUGUUAUAAUUAUUUUACAUGAAUCAUUAUUACUUCAGAUUUCAUCAACUUCAUCACACAAGGGAGUUUUUGUGUUAGUGGAUGGAUGCUAGUGGAACUAUAACCACUGAGCUGGUUUUAAAAUGUACUUCUUAGCAGUAUUAUUUUUACUCUUGCCAUCUCUGUCUAAAUGGAAACUUCCUGUGGGGUUUUAACACUGAAUUCACCCAGCUGUAUUUGAAAGCCAGGUCAUUUAAUGGUUGUUUUUGUUACGUAAAGUGAACAAUUCAAUAUCACACUCUAUUAAACGGCUCUUUUUUGUCAUAUAAGAAAAUGUUGAGUUUGACCUAGUAUGUUAACAUGUUACAAUGGUUACAUUUGUUGUUGUGGGCUGAACAAUGAAUUUGUUUAUGAUCACUUCCUCUUCUGAUGUGCUGUAGCAAUGACUUAACCUUCUGAUUUCCCAGAAUAUGUACAGAGUGGAAACCACAGGGUGUCUCUCACUGAGCGCGCAAACCAGCUGUGUUGCCUAUAAAGAGUAUAAUACAGUUCUUCUUUUCUUUACUCUUCAGAUGAAUGUAAAUUAAAUAAAAAUCUAACGACAA
This is a messenger RNA of Danio rerio (zebrafish), 1429 nucleotides long. RefSeq names its product zgc:64051. Lineage: Eukaryota; Metazoa; Chordata; Actinopteri; Cypriniformes; Danionidae. Gene Ontology annotation, cellular component: membrane. The record is from RefSeq and is marked predicted.